AUGGAUCUUGCGCCCGACCAUUUCGCAUACACCGACCCGCAGGUAGAGUCCUCGACCGCCGCUGCCGCGAGAGCAAAGCUCGUGCAAGAUAGGAUCGACUCGGGCGUUGCAUCUAUCGCCAGCACGCCUACGCAGGAUGGCUUGCUUGAGCCGGCGAAGCAGUCGCUGGGGACGGAUGUUGUUACGGAUGCAGAAUAUCCUCGAGAAUCCCUUCCCGAACAUCGCUGGGAUCGCGGUCACGUCUACAAGUCAAGUUUAGCUUGUCCAUUUCUCUGCCCGUGGUAUCAGGUCUGUUGGCAGUCGCAACACACUCGCCCUGCUGUGGAGCUCUUGAGAGAGGUGCUAGAAGUUCGCUAUCCGGUGCACGAUGAGGGACUCGGUGCGCGAGGUGAGGGGAGUACUCUUUGGGUCAAGUUGUGGAGGAAGUGCUAUCGCGCGGGUGGUUACGAAAGUCUUCGGUAA
Messenger RNA from Pseudocercospora fijiensis CIRAD86, 462 nucleotides. RefSeq lists its product as uncharacterized. The record is from RefSeq and is a predicted model, not a curated record. NCBI's taxonomy places the organism in Eukaryota, Fungi, Ascomycota, Dothideomycetes, Mycosphaerellales, Mycosphaerellaceae. The transcript is spliced from 2 exons. The coding region runs from base 1 to 462 and encodes 153 amino acids.